This is a messenger RNA of Pochonia chlamydosporia 170, 924 nucleotides long. RefSeq names its product basic-leucine zipper (bZIP) transcription factor. The record is from RefSeq and is a predicted model, not a curated record. Gene Ontology annotation, molecular function: DNA-binding transcription factor activity, RNA polymerase II-specific; RNA polymerase II cis-regulatory region sequence-specific DNA binding. Gene Ontology annotation, biological process: regulation of transcription by RNA polymerase II. The transcript has a single exon. Bases 1 to 924 code for a protein of 307 amino acids. Lineage: Eukaryota; Fungi; Ascomycota; Sordariomycetes; Hypocreales; Clavicipitaceae.
AUGGCGGGAGAGACCACCGUCGACCCAGUGCUACUUGACCCUUGCCUCCAACCUCUCUCUCCAUCUCCGACAAAUGUUUACGGCAAUGGAACGGCUAAUGCAUCGCUCUCAUCGCUCUAUUCGUUCUCGGGAUUUCCAUUCGGCCCCAAACUCCAACCUCUUUCCCCAAUAAACCGAGUUGGGGAAGCAGACGGGAAUCGGUCCCCUUCAAGGCCGGAACAUCAGCAUGAUCGGAGCCCAUCGGAUCCGGUUACCAACCCUUCAACUAACCCUUACAGCAUUGCCAGUCUAACCACGCCGUCAGAUAUACUUUCCCCAGAGGAUAUAUCUGAUGAAGCAAAGAAAACAAGAGCAAAGAAAACAAGCGCAAAGAAAACAAGCGCAAAGAAAACAAGCGCAAAGAAAACAAGCGCAAAGAAAACAAGCGCAAAGUCAAAGAAUGAAACGCCAGCACCGACUAAGUCAACAAUGCAAUUGCCAUCUACCGAAAAGGCGUUUAAACCCUCCCCAAAAACACGACGACAGUCGAGACGAGAAACAAGUAAGGCCCGCAGCCGGUCAAUUGCGGAGCCGCAAGAAAAGAAAACAAGGAAUCUUCGCCAAAGAUCGCUCGAAAGAAACCGUGUGGCCGCCUCAAGAUGUCGAAAACGCAAGAAGCAGUGGGUUGACAACCUAGAACAAAAAAAAUCUGGGCUAGAAUCUAUCCACCAUGAGCUUCAGACGGAGUACAUGAGGCUUCUCAACGAGUUGUCUCUGCUGAAGGGCCACGUUAUAAACCAUGCCCGCUGCCGGGACGCAAAUAUUAAUGUUUGGAUAAACAACGAGGCUUCGAAAUACGCUCGCACUCUACAAUCCGCAAACCGCAUGAAUAGCAUUCACUCUAUACAAAGUGUGGACGGUAAGUCAGUAGACCGCAGGCUGUAA